GAUGCGCGGCGGGGGCGGCCCCAGGUGAGCCCCCGGGGCGGGGGGGGGGGAACGGGGCGGCGGGGCCGGCGGUGGCCCGCAGUCAGCCCUCUGUCCCCGCCGCAGCCGCCCCUCUCCGAUGUCCCAGGCCAGCAGCCACCGGCCGAGCCGCCCGGAGCCCCGCCGAGCCGAGCCGGCCCCGCCGCCAGAGGCGGGUGAGACCUCGCGCCCUUCGCCCAGGCAGACGCCAGCGGCCCCCCCGGCAGAGCCCCGGCCGGCCCCUCGCCCCGCUGCCGGCCCUGCGGCGCCGAAGAAGGAGAAACCCCUGGAAGAUGAUGAGUCCCAAAAAGUCCUGACGAAGGGCCCCCGUCCCGAGCUCGCAGGUGCUCCCGAAGCUGUGACAUGCCAGCCCCAGGUGCGAGCAGCCCCGCAGUCCCCCAGCCCCUGCACCCACCUGCUGCAGAACGGCGCCGGGCGGGGGCCCGAUCCAGGCGGUGCCAACGGGGAGGCGGGGAACGGGGUCUUCCGCCCCCUCCCCAGCACCCAGAAGCCUCACCGAAAGCUGCAGUCGCACCACUCCAUCAACAGCCAGAGCAGCAAGAAGAGCAAGGGCAGCUCCAAGUCGGCCUCUUCCCACAUCCCUAUUGAGGCGCAAGAAGACUGCUGCGUCCACUGCAUCCUCUCCUGCCUCUUCUGCGAGUUCCUGACCCUCUGCAACAUCGUGCUGGACUGUGCCACCUGCGGCUCCUGCACCUCCGAGGACUCCUGCAUCUGCUGCUGCUGCUGCAACUCGGGCGAGUGCGCGGACUGCGACCUGCCCUGCGACAUGGACUGCGGCAUCAUCGACGCUUGCUGCGAGUCGGCCGACUGCCUGGAGAUCUGCAUGGAGUGCUGCGGGCUCUGCUUCUCCUCCUGAGGGGCCGCACUCGGCGGGGGGAGACCAGGAGCGGGUCCCCCCCCAGGCUCUCCAGCAGCAUCCGAGGGUCCGGCUGGUCCCUGAGCUGGUGUGAAACGCCGAAAGACGGAGCCUGGAGAAGGAGGAGAGCGAUAUCCCCCCGUUGCGAACUCAUCCUCGGAGCCGGUGAGCCGGGCUCGGAUCCUGCCUGGGGAAGGGUGAAUCCGUAGGGCUGCAGGGGCUCCGGGGACGGCCGGCAUCCCGGCACGCUCUACCUCUUCCCCGCACGGGACCGGUUCGCCGAGGAUCGCGGGAGUCUCCUGCCACCUGAGCCGAGAGCAGGAGCGACCGCGUCCCACAGAGCCCGCGGGUGCCACCCUGGGGUCCCUGCGUGGGGGACAGCUGCUGCCACCACUGGGGCCACCCCAGGACAGUGCUGUGGUUUACACAGGGGUGGCACGGAGCAUCCUUCCCCCGCUCCGGGACACUUCCAAGGCUGGGCGCAGUACGGAGCCUUGCUCCCCACCGGGCGCCGGGAGAUGCCGAAGCCUUUGGCCAGGCUGCGGGGUCCUGAGCCGUGGGACGUAUCCUGGCAGCCCCUUCCCUUCCUGGGUGCUGAGCUCGGCAGCCAAGUGCAAUACACGCAGCCUGCUCCCCACCCCGGUUCAACAGCCAGGAAGAAGCUUUUUCUUCACCGGUCCCUGCAGCAGGGUGGCAGCCGGGGGCCGGGGCAGCUGGGGAGAGCCUGGAGCCGUAUCAAGCUGUUACCGACCCCACGUGUGUCCGGGGGGGGGCCGUGGGGCAUGGACGCUUGGUUGGUGCCAAAUGACCCCCAGCAGUUGUUGGCCCCAUCCCGUCACCCCAGGGACAGGGCUCGUGGCGGGGUGAGGGUGGCAAACGCCCCAUUGAAGGGCUGGGGAGACGGGGAGG
This is a messenger RNA of Chroicocephalus ridibundus (black-headed gull), 1804 nucleotides long. RefSeq names its product MyoD family inhibitor (gene MDFI). NCBI's taxonomy places the organism in Eukaryota, Metazoa, Chordata, Aves, Charadriiformes, Laridae. Bases 119 to 895 code for a protein of 258 amino acids. The record is from RefSeq and is a predicted model, not a curated record. The transcript is spliced from 4 exons.